Phalaenopsis equestris is the source of this 1408-nucleotide messenger RNA. RefSeq names its product casein kinase II subunit beta-2-like. The record is from RefSeq and is a predicted model, not a curated record. Gene Ontology annotation, cellular component: protein kinase CK2 complex; cytoplasm. The transcript has 5 exons. Gene Ontology annotation, molecular function: protein kinase regulator activity. NCBI's taxonomy places the organism in Eukaryota, Viridiplantae, Streptophyta, Magnoliopsida, Asparagales, Orchidaceae. Bases 229 to 1083 code for a protein of 284 amino acids.
AUGUAGCUGCCCCUUUUCUGUAUUCUGCCUUGCAGCCCCCUUUCUUCCCCCCGAGAACGAUUCAAUAGAUCAAGAAAAUGCCUGUAUGCAAACCCUAGAUCUACACGAAGGAGAAAAUAAGGUUUCUCUUUCACGUAGGGUUCGGCUUCAAGGUCUGCCCAUCUCGGCAUGCAGGCUUGCGUCAGUUGAUAACGAAACUACGAGAGGUUCGUGAGGGGAGAGAGGGAGAUGCAAAGGGAUCGCAGAGUUGGAGGGGUGAGCGGAUCCAAGGCUGAGAUCGGAUCCCACGAUCGGAAACGGAUCAACGAUGUGCUCCACAAGCAACCUGAUAAGUCCUCAACAGUAAUCCCCCGGGUAGUCAAUGGGAAGACGAAGGAGUAUUUGAUGGCUUCCGCCUCCACUGGGAAGCAGUCCGAUCACUUUUCCACUGCAGUCUCCAAGAACAAGUGCUCCGAUGAGGAACCUGAAACAAUUUGUGAAGAGUCAGAUGUCAGUGGUUCUGAUGUAGAUGAAACUUCAUGGAUUUCAUGGUUCUGCAGCCUAAAAGGAAAUGAGUUCUUUUGUGAAGUUGAUGAUGAAUACAUACAAGAUGAUUUCAAUCUAUGUGGGUUGAGCAGCCAAGUUCCUUACUAUGAUUAUGCUCUUGAUCUGAUUUUGGAUGUUGAAUCUUCUCAUGGAGAUAUGUUUACGGAGGAGCAGAAUGAGUUGGUUGAAUCUGCAGCAGAGAUGCUGUAUGGUCUAAUCCACGCUCGCUUCGUGCUGACCAGUAAGGGGAUGGCUGCAAUGCUUGAUAAAUACAAGAACUAUGACUUUGGAAGAUGCCCCAGAGUUUACUGCUGUGGGCAACCCUGCCUUCCUGUUGGUCAGUCAGACAUUUCUAGAUCCAGUGCUGUGAAAAUCUACUGCCCCAAGUGUGACGAUGUCUACUACCCAAGGUCCAGGCACCAAGGCAACAUCGAUGGUGCUUAUUUCGGCACGACAUUUCCCCAUCUGUUUUUGAUGACAUACCCUCACCUGAAGCCUCAGAAGGCCUCCCAACGGUACACUCCCCGAGUUUUCGGCUUCAAAAUCCACAAACCCUAAUGUGGAACUAAAGAAGGUUGCAGAUUAUAUGAAAUCCAAUCUUUCUGAUGCUUUCCGAUAUCCCCUUUCGACAAAGCAUUCGAAGUAAAAUCAUGCAUUGUAUGACGAUGGAAACAGCAACAGAUUUGGAACUGUGAGGAUUUGUUGGUGGUGAGAGCUGGGAGCCAAUUUAUGAUGUCAAUUGUUUCUGUUGUGUUAUGCAGCUGCAGCCAAAGCCAAGGAGCUGAUAUAUAUGUAUAUUUGAUUUUUCAUCCAAACUAAUGUGGUAUGGUUUGUUUAGUUCUAUUUCUCAUUUUCAUAUUUGUAAUGAAGAUUUUUUUGUGUC